UCUCUUUCAGUACCGAGCUCCCCACAGAAGUCCGUCAAAGUAAAUCGUUUUGUUCGUUUUCUAAUCGCCUGCAUCCGAGAUGAGAAACAAUUAGACUGGGUUCCGUCUUGUUUGACUGCGUUUCCCCCCCUCAAACUGGAAGCUUACAGUCACCGAUCGUAUCUACCAUUCAGUGGACAGUCAUUAUCAUUCAAUAAACCACCCUUUAGCGACAUCAAGGAUACUGAAGGCCCUUCAAAAGCCUAA
This is a messenger RNA of Acaulospora colombiana, 246 nucleotides long. The record is from the annotation of a GenBank genome assembly. Lineage: Eukaryota; Fungi; Glomeromycota; Glomeromycetes; Diversisporales; Acaulosporaceae.